AGUGUUUGACUUGUCUGACAUCUGUGCUUGUCGCGUAUCGUAUUCAAAUUGGUUUCAUGGUUUGGUUGGUCAUAUUCGGCUAUCACCUGAUAUUAAUUUACACCUAACAAUUUAAUUUUUGACCCUAUCAGGCUUUAAUACAAGUGCUUGUAACAAAAAGUGAGUGUGUGUACAAUUGAACAUUAAAUCAAGGUAAUCAAAGAUGGUUGAAGGAGGUUUCCCUGGUCAGCACACGACGACGACGACAGUGACGUCCAGCACCACGGUGCAGACCAAUAUACGGUUCGACCGCUCCUACAUAACGACCAUCCCAGGGAUACUGAAGAUAGUACAAGUUCUAUGCAGUCUCCUCGGGUUCAUAUGCAUCCAGUGCUCGCGCUUGAGCAGCUGGAGUAAAGGCUCCUUCUUCAGCUGGAUCUCUAUGAUCGCCUUCUGGUUCACCGGGAUUCUGCUCGGCCUGUACCUCUUCCAUAUCCUGGAGAAGUUCUACAAGAUCCCCUGGCUGAAACUUGAGUUCCUGUUCUGCGCGAUCUGGACGCUCAUGUACCUGAUUGCUUCUAUUCUAGCCACAACUGUUCAUGAUAACCCUCAUUCUGCUGCUGCGUUCUUCGGUUUCGUGGCGAUGUUGGCGUAUUUGGUGGACGCGUACCUGAAGUUCAAGGCGGUGCGUGACGGUGGCCUGGCCCAGGGCUCCCGUGUCGUCUCCAAGCAGACCUCCACCGUCGAGUCACCUCCUCCCCGGAUUGGCUACUAAUGAGGCUCACACACUAGUCCUGCAAGUCAUCAGCCGGGAAGUAUAAACGUGCUCAUGUGAAGAUAGUUGUUAAGUUGAAACUUGUACUUACUUUAUUCGUGGGCUUUAUACAUUUCUUCUAAGUUCUGCGAAUUGCUCACAUACAUUGUAGAAAAGUUCUCGCAAGUUAAAAGAUAUUGAAUUGGCACCGUAUUGCACUGUUAGUUGUUUAGUGUUGCGACGUCAUUUGUAAAUAAUAUUGAGCAAGAAACUUAACACAAUAUGUAUUGCCAUUAUGAAAUGUUUGUUGCCAGCAAAGUAAGUUCCACAUUUUUAGCUCAAAAUCGGUUUUAAUAUCUGUGGUCACAAUAUAAGCUCAAUAACUUUCUCUGUCCGUAUGUCAGCUGUUUGUUUAAGCUAUAUUCAUUAGAUUAAGCCUGAACAAAAACCAUGUACUUAAUCAAAUCUUUAGCAGUAUUUUUUAAUUUUACAUUUACUAUCGCACUUAUGUCGUCGAGAUAAGAAUGCAUAUCAAAUAACAAUAAUUUCAAAUUGUUUUAUAAAUAUUUAUGAAUGAUCACAAUGUGCUAUGGACACCUAUUAAUUGUUGAUUUGUAUUAUAAUACCUAAAAUUGGAGCGUUAACUUCGUAACCAAAGAAUAUGUACCUAUCUACAGGGUGUGACGGCUCAAGAGGUGAUCUGAAGGAAAUGUAAGCAUGACACAUUUUGAAAAGUUUUUAUUUUUAUGUAUAUUUUUUAUAUUUAAUACUUUUAUCCACUUAUAAGCAUUAUAUGACAUGGACAAUGAAUAUUAAUUUGUGUAUUAAUAAUAUUUAAUUGACAUACUAUAUUAGUAUAUUAAUAUUAAGUAAAUGUUAUGUAUUAUAUUUGUACACGUCCAGAUAUAACUUUAAAAUGAGCCUUAUACACUGUGCCUUGUGUUCAUAAGUAGUAUAUUUGCUUCAAUUAUACAUAUGCACUAUGUUAUGAAUGAAAUGUUCAGUAUUUUGUAUCAACACGCGAAGUAUUUACAAGUCACUUUUGACAGUAUUUAAAAAUAUUCUAGAAUUUUUUUAAUGGCGUACCUAAUUGUGUACUAUACGGCCAGUCUCAUAUUGACAGCACUGGCAACUCUGACGUCAUAACUGUUUAAACGUAGUAACUACUCAUUUGUUUCUUGCAUUUAACCGCCGCACUCAGACUCAUUUAUAAUAAACCCAGUCAAAAUCUUUACUAAGGCACAGUUUAAGUAACAAAUAAAUGUCUCAGUAUGCGGCGGUAAUGCCUAAUACUUUCCUACACUUCGCACUGAAUUUAACUAGUCAUUUAAUUUUUCUAUGUCCUUUAUGUCGAAAUGAUUCUUCGGAGCGUAUAAUGGUACAUUAUUAAGUAAGCCAUUAAAAUAGAUAUCAGUUUUAUUAAUGUAUUCACUAAUAUUUGUGUAAAUUAAUCUUAUCUUAGUAGUUAAGUUUUAAUUAACCACCUGACUAAUUACAGUUAUCUAUGAGGUACAUAUGUAUACUAUUUUAUUUAUACAUAUUUACUAUUAAGUUUUAACAAUGAAUUUAUAAUUGAACUUUACAUUUUAACUUCGAACUAAUUAAGUCUAGGAACGCAAUUUAAUGUAGUUUUAAAAGUUAAUAAAAAAUAUAAUAUAUUUACAACGAAAUAAGUGGAUCAUACCGGGUAUGUAGUAAGAAUACAGUUGUCAAUAUAUUUUUCACAGGUCAAAUUGAUUAUUGUUCUUGAAAGGAGAUGAAUGCUUCAAUGUUUAUAUUUUAAAUUCUCCUGUUUUAAGAUUAAUUAUUUGAGUCUAAUUCUGACUUCUAAUAAUAGUUAAUAAGAACUUGUUACUAGAUAUAUGUACCUAAGUUAUCAAUUUUAUCAUCAUUUUCUACUUAUCUGUUUCGUCUAAAAAUAAUCAUGGCUAACAGACAAUUAUGUAUUGUUAUGUAUAAAAAAUUAAAAAUAGUAUUUCUUAAGUAUUGCUGCCAUAUUUGUAUUUUUAAUAUAAUAAUUAUGUUUAUAUUUGAUAUAAAUAAAUGAAAAAUAAUUGUCACCGGUUGCAUUGUAAACUAAAGUCGCACUUAACAUUAUAUACCUCUUUAUACACAGGAAAUACUCAAUGCAAUAGAAAUGUAACCAUAAUAAUUUACCUUGUUACUAUUUUUAAUUCAUCUUUUACGAAAAUUUUUGUCGUAAAUAUAUGAAUAAAAAACAAUCGAUAUCUCUAUGCAUUUCUUGAAACUUUACUGUUCAUUUACAAUUUUUAUCUGUAAUUAAUUAUGUAUUGCGUUUUAUUAUAAUAAGAAUUCACGAAAAAUAAUGGUGCCUUACGAAACCUCUGUACCUAUUUUGUAAAUACUUUUAACAUAAUUAUCUCAUAUCAAUUAAAUUAUA
Molecule: messenger RNA, 3134 nt
Organism: Spodoptera litura
Lineage: Eukaryota; Metazoa; Arthropoda; Insecta; Lepidoptera; Noctuidae
Product: MARVEL domain-containing protein 1
Cellular component (GO): membrane
Source: RefSeq, a predicted model, not a curated record